This is a messenger RNA of Electrophorus electricus (electric eel), 644 nucleotides long. RefSeq names its product LSM7 homolog, U6 small nuclear RNA and mRNA degradation associated (gene lsm7). Gene Ontology annotation, molecular function: RNA binding. NCBI's taxonomy places the organism in Eukaryota, Metazoa, Chordata, Actinopteri, Gymnotiformes, Gymnotidae. The record is from RefSeq and is a predicted model, not a curated record. Gene Ontology annotation, cellular component: U12-type spliceosomal complex; spliceosomal tri-snRNP complex; U6 snRNP. Gene Ontology annotation, biological process: mRNA splicing, via spliceosome; nuclear-transcribed mRNA catabolic process.
UCAGCACAUAGAGGCGGCGCAAAGAAACGUGAACAUGGCGGACAAAGAGAAAAAGAAAAAGGAGAGUAUAUUCGACCUGUCAAAGUACAUCGACAAGCCCAUCAGAGUAAAGUUUCAAGGAGGACGUGAAGCAAGUGGCGUCCUAAAAGGUUUUGAUCCCCUGCUGAACCUGGUGUUGGAUGGCACAAUCGAAUACAUGCGUGACCCCGAUGACCAGUAUAAGCUGACGGAGGACACCCGACAGCUCGGCCUGGUUGUGUGUCGUGGGACAGCAGUGGUGUUGAUCUGUCCCCAGGAUGGCAUGGAGGCCAUUCCUAACCCCUUUAUACAGCAGCAGGAUGGCUAGUACACACACGGAUUAUGCGACUUUUUGUAAAGAAAAGUUGGUAACGUUUUGGGUUAUGACCCAAAUCACAAAUGAGGAUGCCAGCCCAAAAACAGAAAUGUAAUGUAUUUGUAUUUACAUGUUUGGUUUUGUUUCACUAUAUGUAGCUUUUGCCAAAUGUUUUAGUUUUGGCUUUCUUCUGGGUAUGGACUUGAACAAUUAAACUGUUAAGUCACAUUUGUGUUGGGUGUGAAGACACACCAUGCGAACUUUGUUUUAGUAAUUGUUUUAAUAUUAAAAUUCAGUUGGAUAUUCAUAA